CACGAGACAGGUAGAGCCAUCUGAGGGGCUGCACGCUGGGAAGCCCUGCGGUUUCGCUUCAUGUGGUCUGGAGGCCGCGAUAAAGACUCAUUAGAGCCGAGGCUGCGUCUGUCGGGCGGCGGAUGUGCCAGUGUUUACAGCGUCACUAAACUCUGGAAUCCUUCAGACCCUCAGGUGCCUCCAUGACUUUAUCUUCAUCCCUGACCUGAAACCAGCAGCUGGACUGAAGCAAAGAUGUCUGAGAUUUGAUGGAUGAUUUGGAAAACGAUGGGCUGAAGUCAGCAGGCCGGAUAUUUAGUUGGUCAGUCAGCAGCUGGAAGAAGAACGACGAGCAUCAGCCGUCCAGACAUGGCGUGGCUCCAUCAGAGUCGAGGUUCUCCCAGACUCGUCCUGGUUGUGGUUUGUGUUGCUCUGCUGCUCGACAACAUGCUGCUUACUGUGGUCGUGCCGAUCAUCCCAACCUUCCUCUAUGCCAUGGAGCACCCCAGUCCUGAGCCCCAGACCGCCCAGCCCUCCCUGCUCCCUCUACCCGGCCUCGGUGCAUCCCGCCUGGGCACCGCGCCCUCACAGCUCCCCUCCUCCGACCUUCCACGGCUGCCUCAGCCCAGCCGCGGUGCUCCAGUCCUGGGUACGGAGUCGGAGCAGCCUCCCUCCACCUUCCCUCCUCUGGUGUCUCUGUUUGACAACUCGACCUUCAGCCUGCAGGAGAACCGGGCCGAAGCCACGCCGGACACCAAACCUAUGGACCCGACUGAACCGACCUCGGAGGUCAACGACACUGCUGAGUCCUCCUGUCUUCAGGACAGUGUUUUUCUUGAGGAGGAAAAUGUUCGAGUUGGUUUGUUGUUUGCUUCUAAAGCUCUCGUCCAGUUGCUUGUCAACCCGUUUGUUGGUCCGCUCACCAACAGGAUUGGUUACCACAUCCCCAUGUUUGCUGGUUUCAUCAUCAUGUUUGUGUCGACCAUCAUGUUUGCAUUUUCAGGAACCUACGCUCUGCUGUUCUUCGCUCGGUCUCUGCAGGGAAUCGGCUCGUCCUUCUCCUCAGUGGCAGGUCUGGGGAUGUUGGCCAGCGUUUACACCGAUGACGAGGAAAGAGGCAUCGCGAUGGGCGUGGCUCUGGGAGGACUGGCCAUGGGAGUCCUGAUCGGAGCUCCAUUCGGCAGCGUGAUGUACGACUUUGUGGGGAAGAGCGCCCCCUUCCUGAUCCUCGCCCUCCUGGCCGUGUUUGACGGAGCAUUGCAGCUUUGCAUCCUGCAGCCUUCAAAGAUCUCUCCUGGGAGUGUGGAGGGAACGCCGCUACUGACGCUGCUGAAAGAUCCGUACAUCCUCAUCAGUGCUGGCUCUCUGUGCUUCGCCAACAUGGGCGUGGCCAUCCUGGAGCCCACACUGCCCAUCUGGAUGAUGCAGACCAUGUGCUCCCCUAAAUGGCAACUUGGUAUGGCCUUCCUCCCUGCCAGCAUCUCCUACCUGAUCGGAACAAACCUGUUUGGAGUUCUGGCCAACAAGAUGGGACGGUGGCUCUGCUCCAUGUUGGGGAUGUUCAUUGUUGGAGUCAGUCUGCUGUGUGUUCCUUUUGCCACCAGCAUCUACGGUCUGAUUGGACCAAACGGAGGUCUGGGCUUUGCUAUCGGUAUGGUGGACUCCUCCAUGAUGGCCAUCAUGGGUUACCUGGUCGACAUCCGCCACGCCUCCGUCUACGGCAGCGUCUACGCCAUCGCUGACGUGGCUCUGUGUAUGGGCUUCGCUAUCGGGCCGUCCACAGGGGGCGCUCUGGUCCAGGCAGUGGGUUUUCCCUGCCUCAUGGUGUUUAUCGGAGUCAUCAACAUCCUGUACGCUCCACUCUGCUUCCUGUUACGUAACCCUGAAGUCCGAGAGGAGAAAAUGGCCAUCAUCGACCAGGAGUGUGUGAUGCACAGGAAAAGCUACAACACACACAAGGAGAGUCGAGAGUUUCCUCUGAGCGACUACAGUGAAGAAGAAGAAGAAGAAACAGAGGAGUGACACACAAAGACACACGCAUAGACACACACACAUAGAUACACACACGUAUACACACACACAUAGAUACACACAUGUAUACACACAGACACAGACACACACACACAGAUACACACACAUCCCUGCGUGUCCAUGUUCUCUCCAUGUUCUUCUUCAGACGUGUUCACUGUAAUGUUCUCUGAUAUCAGAUAAUAAACUGGUUCCACUGCAGGACGCCUCGUUAACUACAGCUGGUGGUUUGCUAAGCCCCGCCCUCCAGCCUGCCAAGCCCCGCCACUCCAGUCUGUCAAGCCCCGCCCAUCCAGUCUGCUAAGCCCCGCCCCUCCAGUCUAAUUGCCUUCACUAAUUAUUAUAUAUUAUUAUAGCAGAAUCAUCCUGACAUCAAACAUGAACCAGGAUGAACGUCAUGAUGGAGAUCACUGAGAUGUCAGAUGAUUCCAGAGAACAUCAGCUCACUGUCAGGACCAUCCAUCCACUGUGGUCCACUUGGUCAGGUUCUCACCAACAUCUGGACUCUACCUGAGCCCAAAUAAGCUAUCUCCAUCUGACCAAAGAUCAGCUCUGAUUAGUGGUACCAUGACUCUUUCUAUACCUCUUGAUUAGUGGUUCUAUGGUGCUAAUGUUAAUCCUCCCUGUAGGCAGAAUGCUAGUUAGCCUUACAUGCUAACAUUAGCUUUAACAGUUUAACAAAUCAGACAUUGUUGUUCAGGUGUGUUUUUGUUUUGUAAAGACUCUAUUAGGGUUUAGUUUAGUAAACAACCAGCUGCUGUUGAUGAGACUAAAGUUAUUUUUGUACAGUGAAUAAAUUCUCCUCCAGUGGUUUGUCAACGUUCUGACUCUACGUAUCUCAGACGGUGGAACAGAGGACGUUCUGCUUUAAGUCGUUAACUUUAGAGAUCGUUUCGUUAAUUAAAGGGAUUUAUUGUGAGUUUAUUUUAAAGACGUGCUGAUGUGAACCUGACUUUUGACCUAUAACCAUUAAAACCUGCUUCACCCGAA
This is a messenger RNA of Amphiprion ocellaris (clown anemonefish), 2997 nucleotides long. RefSeq names its product chromaffin granule amine transporter. The transcript has 19 exons. The coding region runs from base 349 to 2001 and encodes 550 amino acids. Gene Ontology annotation, molecular function: serotonin:sodium:chloride symporter activity; xenobiotic transmembrane transporter activity. The record is from RefSeq and is a predicted model, not a curated record. Gene Ontology annotation, cellular component: synaptic vesicle membrane; terminal bouton. Gene Ontology annotation, biological process: transmembrane transport; aminergic neurotransmitter loading into synaptic vesicle; xenobiotic transport. NCBI's taxonomy places the organism in Eukaryota, Metazoa, Chordata, Actinopteri, Pomacentridae.